This is a messenger RNA of Raphanus sativus (radish), 936 nucleotides long. RefSeq names its product F-box/kelch-repeat protein At4g39590-like. Bases 1 to 936 code for a protein of 311 amino acids. Gene Ontology annotation, molecular function: protein binding. The transcript is spliced from 2 exons. The record is from RefSeq and is a predicted model, not a curated record. NCBI's taxonomy places the organism in Eukaryota, Viridiplantae, Streptophyta, Magnoliopsida, Brassicales, Brassicaceae.
AUGUCAUCCACAACCAGAUCUUCCACCGCCAUGAACGGCGACAAACCACCGCGCAUGAGAAAGAAGAUGAGGAAGCAGUCUCCGGAGACCUCGAUCUUGUCCCUUCCUUACGAUUUGCUAUUGAAUUGCUUAGCGCGCGUCUCUAGAUUGUACUACCCAACUCUCUCCCUCGUCUCCAAAAGGUUUCGAUCAGUCGUUGCAUCACCGGAUCAUUACGAGACACGUUCUCUCUUACACCGUACUGAGAGUUGCCUCUAUCUGUGCUUACGCUAUCAUCGACGUAACCCUCAUGAUCCCAACAAAUAUUGGUUCGCUCUCUGCCGUAAACCAAAGGGAACCAUAAACGACCAGUCAAGUGGACAUCUUUUCAUUCCAAUUCCAUCUCCCCAUUUGCGUCCUGCGGAAUCUAUGAGCAUCGUAGCCGUUGGAUCUAACAUCUACAAGAUCGGCGGGUACAUGCCCUCUUCUUCUAGAGUCUCGGUCCUUGAUUGUCGGUUCAACACGUGGCACAAGGCUCCAAGGAUGCAACUGAAGAGGAGCUCACCUUCGGCGAGCUUACUUGAUGGGAAGAUAUAUGUUGCAGGAGGCUGUGAAGACUCCAGUUCUGUGAACUGGGUUGAAGUCUUUGACCCAAAGACCCGAACUUGGGGAAAUGUGGCGAACCCUGGCACCGAGACACGCCCACGAGCUGAAGUCGAAAGCUUUGGAAUUAAAGGAAAGUUGUACCUCCUUGGUGAUGAGAAUAUGGUUUACGAUCCCGUGGAAGCUAGAUGGAACACAACUACAUCCAAGGAGCAUCCCACCAACGACAGCUGCUGGUGCAACUCUAGCUGUUACCUCUGCUUUGAUUUACUAUGGAGAUCAGACCACAUAGACAACGGCAGAGAUUAUUAUCCUUACACUCCCGUCGAGAAGAGGGCUCAAGUUGAUGCUUGA